AUGGAUGCAGGCAAGGGCAGCAAGGUCUUGAAGAAGCCGGAGUACAUGCCAUGGCACCAGAUCCCCGACAACAACUGGAAGACGAAGGAUGGCUGCGAGGUUAUCAAGUGGGACCCCUACCUUGAGGGCUGCAAGGGCUCCUUGCAGUACAGGUACGGGAGGUACAAGCAGAGGAAGGAGCAUAUCAUCAACACUUUCGGUUCUCUGGAGAAAUUCUCUGAAGGUUUUCAUACGUAUGGCGUUCAUCGCAGCAAAGACCCGAACCGCCCAGGCAUCAUCGCUACUGAAUGGGCACCUGGCGCCAAGUACUUGGUGUGCCACAUGCAGUGCGAGUGA
Messenger RNA from Guillardia theta CCMP2712, 336 nucleotides. RefSeq lists its product as hypothetical. Gene Ontology annotation, cellular component: cytoplasm. Gene Ontology annotation, biological process: carbohydrate metabolic process. The record is from RefSeq and is a predicted model, not a curated record. NCBI's taxonomy places the organism in Eukaryota, Cryptophyceae, Pyrenomonadales, Geminigeraceae. The coding region runs from base 1 to 336 and encodes 111 amino acids. Gene Ontology annotation, molecular function: 1,4-alpha-glucan branching enzyme activity. The transcript has 6 exons.